AUGGCAGGGAGCCGUGGUCCACGAGUUCCUCACCUUUGGACUCCUGAUGGCCUGUGUUGCACCUUUAUUUCUGCUAAAUGCCACUGUGACAGAUCACCAAAUCCUCAUUUGGUGUUUCAGUAUCCACCUCCCUCAGACAGGGAACAGAAAAGGUCAGGUGAAGGCCAGAGUGGGCUAGCUGUCUGUUCCUACCUCACAGAGCUCGAAGAAGAUGCCCGCUCGGCUCUGGAGGACCUGGAGAGGACUGCCCUCCUGCAGACACUUCGGCAGGCAGUGGGUGCAGAGGCAGGCGAAGGCCUUGGGGAAGCAGAUCCCAGUACUGACACCCCCGACCCAAGGGAGAGCCUGAGGAAGGCUUUCUCUGGGCAAGAUUCUAACACUGUACUUAGCCGUCUUCUGGCAAGAACCAGGAAACAACAUAAGCAACAUAGGACCGCCUCAGAAUGCUUCUGGAAAUACUGCAUUUGAGGAGAGACAAGCAGCAACUGGUCUCCUCAGAACCACCACUUCAGAAAACUAAAA
Molecule: messenger RNA, 522 nt
Organism: Psammomys obesus (fat sand rat)
Lineage: Eukaryota; Metazoa; Chordata; Mammalia; Rodentia; Muridae
Gene: Uts2
Product: urotensin 2
Exons: 3
Coding region: 1-468 (155 amino acids)
Biological process (GO): blood vessel diameter maintenance; regulation of blood pressure
Cellular component (GO): extracellular region
Molecular function (GO): hormone activity
Source: RefSeq, a predicted model, not a curated record